GCUGGGAUUACAGGCACCCGCCACCAUGCCCAGCUAAUUUUUGUAUUUUUAGUAGAGAUGGGGUUUGGCCAUGUUGGCCAGGCUGGUCUCAAACUCCUGACCUCAGAUGAUCUGCCCACCUCAGCCUCCCAAAGUGCUGGGAUUACAGGCAUGAGUCAUCACACACGGCCGCAUCAAAAUAUAUGAGGAUGUUACAUAUACUCCUUUGCCAGUAUCUAAUAAUUUUUAAAAAUUGUAAGCAAAUCCUGCUCAAUAAAAUCUCUUAAGACUAACCACCAUGUUUCUCUGUGCUCCCAGCUUAGAACCUGGAGCAGUUCCCCUUAUUUUCAGAGCCAGUGGCUUCACAUCAAGCCUGACAUAUGCCUCUUAAACUCCUGCUUCCACACAUAGAAAGGCUCUGAGUUAGCCUUUACCUAGAUGCUUGAGUGUCUUUGUGAUUCAUGGGGAGAAAAUAAGGGAGGAAGGAAAGAGAGAGGAAAUAGAAGCCAAGGCAGUCUUCAUAGGUUGAAAAAUACUCCAGAGAUUUAGAAAUGUCCUUCCCAGAGACCAAGUUGUGGCCUCUCUGUGUCAGGCCCCAAUCUGUCAAUCUUCUUUCACGACCUUGCCUCCCAGUAGUGCCAGAAGGGUGGCUGUGGAGGUCACGGAGCGCAAGAGGUGAACUGUAGCGGCCAUGUGUCACCUGGUGCCUGUCCUGAAUUUAGGUCCCUUUUCUAACUGCUGUUUGAUUACUUUUCAGGAGUUAUAUCUCCUCCAAUGAAUGUAAUUUUUAGUGAGCAGGCAAGUUUAGGUGCCUGCCUCCCAUCAUGGAAUCUGAAGGGGACAGAUCCUUCCAGUUCGGAACCAGUAAAGCUAGAAGAUGGGCCUGGGACCUAUGCUGGGCCAGUCAAGAAAACUCACCCUGGCUGCUAACUCAUGAGGGAGGAAAGAUGGUUCAUCUUAGCCUUAGGCCUUUGCAAAAGCUUGCAGAGCUGCUCUGGUUCUAAGGGAGGAGACCACCCCUCAUAUUGUCUUACGCCCAAUUUCUGCCUCCAAACAAAGAAGUAAAAACUAAAAGGCGGAAAUGAAAUCCACAAGCAGACAGCUCGGUGCCACACCCUGGGCCUGGUAGUUAAAGAUCGACCCCUGACCUAAUUGGUUAUUUGCAUAAAAAAGGCACCCUGAAGAUCCCUGUCCUGUUUGGUUCCUUUCUAAUUACCGGUGUAUGCAGCCCCCAGUCAUGUACCCCCUGCUUGCUCCAUCGAUCACGACCCUCUCACGUGGACCCCCUUAGAGUUGUGAGUCCUUAAAAGGGACAGGAAUUGCUUUUUAGUGAGCAGUUUCUCAUUUAGUGAGAAGUCUUGCCAAUGCUCCUGGCCAAAUAAACCCCUUCCUUCUUUAACUCGGUGUCUGAGGGGUUUUGUCUGUGGCUCUUCCUGCCACAUUUCUUGGUUCCCCGACCAGGAAGCGAGGUAAUUGGCAGAUGGUCGAGGCAGCUCCUCAGGUGGCUUUAGCUUGCCCUGUGGAACAUCCCUGCGGGGGACUCCGACCAGUCCAAGUGACGCAGAUUCUGAGAGCGCUCCUGGGUAGGCAUUUGCCCCAGUGGGACGCCUAGCCAGAGCAGUGUGUGGCAGGACCCCAUGGAGGAUCAAUGCAGUGGCUGAACACCAGGAAGGAACUGGCACUUGGAGACCGGACAUCGAUAACUUGUGGGCCCAACCUUCAAGACCAUCCUUAAACACCAGUAGACUGGGAGCUGUACGUGGAUGGGAGCAACUUCGCCAGCCCCUGCAAAGUGACUCUGAAGAAGAUGAGAAGCCCUGCUCCAGUCACACCCGGAAGCUGACUGGUCCACGCACUGCAUGAGAAAACUCAUUGCGGGACUCAUUUUCCUUAAAACCUGGACUUGUACAGUAAGAACUUCAACUGACCUUCCUCAGACAGAGGACUGUUCCCAGUAUAUACAUCAAGUCACUGAGGUAGGACAAAAGAUUGCUACAGUCCUGUUAUUUUAUGGUUAUUGUAAGUGUACCAGGACUCUAAAAGAAACUUAUUUGUAUAAUGCUAUUCUAUCCAAGGUAUGUAGCCCAGGAAAUAACCAACCUGAUGUGUGUUAUGACCCAUUUUAAGCCUCCCAUGAUCACAGUUUUUAAAAUAAAAUUAAGGACUGGUCCUUUUCUAGGCGACACAAGUAAAGUAAUAGCUAGGACAGAAGAAAGGGGGGUCCCUAAGCAUAUAACCCUAAAAUUUAAUGCUUGUGCCACUAUCAAUAGCAAUAGGCAUGGAAUAGGAUGUGGUUCUUUAAAUCAGGAAAAGAAAAAGUUACACGGCAGGAAAUAAGUAUAUCUGCCAUGAAUUAGGCUCAUGUGCAAAUGUGUGUUAUUACUAGUCUUGUGUCAUCUGGACUACUUGGAAAAAGGGUGAAAAAGAUCCUGUUUAACUCCAAAAAGGAGAAGGCAGCCCCUCCUGUACGAGUGGAAGCUGCAACCCCUUGAAAUUAGUAAUUACAAAUCCCUUAAACCCCAGGUGGGAAAAAGGAGAACACGUAUCUCUGGGCAUCGACGGAAAAGGACUGGAUCCUAAAGUAAAUGUCUUAGUAAAAGGAGAGGUUUGUAAACUCUCUCCGGAACCAGUAUUUCAGACUUUCUAUGAUGAAUUAAAUGUGCCAGUACCAGAGACUCCAGGAAAAGGCAGAAAUUUGUUUUUGCAAUUAGCCGAGCAUGUAGCCUAGUCUCUAAAUGUCACUUCAUGUUAUGUUUGUGGAGGAACUGUAAUGGGAGAUCAAUGGCCAUGGGAAGCCCAAGAAUUAGUGCCUACAGACCCAGUUCCUGAUGAAUUCCCAGCCCAAAAGAAUCACCUGGAUAAUUCCUGGGUCCUAAAAGCCUCAAUUAUUGGACAAUAUUGCAUAGCUAGAGAGGGAAAAGAAUUCACUCGCCCCGCAGGACGACUUAGUUGUCUGGGACAGAAACUGUAUCAUGGUACCACAAAAACAGUCACUUGGUGGAGUUCAAAUCAUACAGAGAGGAAUCCAUUUAGUAAAUUCCCAAACUUGCAAACUGUGUGGACCCACCCAGAGUCCCACCGGGACUGGUCAGCCCCCACUGGAUUAUACUGGUUAUGUGGGCAUAGAUCUUCUGCCAAAUUACCCGACCAGUGGGCAGAUAGUUGUGUUAUUGGCACUAUUAAACCAUCUUUCUUCCUACUGCCCAUAAAGACAGGUGAACUCCUGGACUUCUCUGUCUAUGCUUCCCAUGAAAAGAGAAGCAUAGCUAUAGGAAAUUGGAAAGAUGAUAAAUGGCCCCCUGAGAGAAUUAUACAAUACUAUGGGCCUGCUACUUGCACACAAGACGGCUCAUGGGGAUACUGGACCCCCAAUUACAUGCUCAACCGAAUCAUACAGUUGCAAGCUGUCUUGGAGAUCAUCACUAAUAAAACCGGUAAAGCCUUGACUAUUCUGGCCCAGGAAGAAACUCAGAUGAGAAAUGCUAUCUAUGAAAAUAGAUUGGCUCUCGACUACUUGCUAGCAGUUGAAGGAGGGGUCUGUGGGAAAUUUAACCUUACCAAUUGCUGCGUGCACAUAGACAAUCAGGGGCAAGUAGUUGAAGAUAUAGUUAAAGACAUGACGAAACUGGCACAUGUGCCUGUACAAGUGUGGCAUGGAUUUGACCCUGAGGCCAUGUUUGAAAAUGGUUCCCAGUGCUAGAAGGAUUUAAAACUCUUAUAAUAGAAAUUAUAGUAGUAAUAGGAACCUGCUUACUGAUCCCUUGUUUACUACCUGUACUCAUUCA
Molecule: messenger RNA, 3764 nt
Organism: Symphalangus syndactylus (siamang)
Lineage: Eukaryota; Metazoa; Chordata; Mammalia; Primates; Hylobatidae
Product: endogenous retrovirus group 3 member 1 Env polyprotein-like
Source: RefSeq, a predicted model, not a curated record